GCUGUGAAAUGUAACUGAACCUGUUGAGCAGAAAGAGAGAGAGGGCGGCCGAGUGGGAACUCCCUCAGAGAGAGAGGAAGCUGUGACACUGACACACACACAUCGUUGAGCAGGCACAUACAUGUUGGUCAGAACACGCUGUGACAUCAUCGUGACAUCAUGAGUGGCCACACGGACAGGGGCCCUGUGGGGGCCUCAGACCCCCCCAACAUCCAGGACAUGGAGCUGAGGGAGGAGUGGCAGGAUGACGGUUUCCCCAGGCCUCUCCCAGAGGAUUGUGGGAGUCUGGAAGCAGAGCGUCCGUCAGGAGUAGCCCCAUCCACCAGCCUCGCCCUAUCAGGUACGGCUGUGGGUGGGGCCAAGAAGCGCUUGGCGGCCCCGUCUCUCAGCCUGACUCUGAGCCGCAGAGAUUCUCAUGACCCCAGUAACGAUGGCUUCUCAGCUGCCGCUCUGUCUGCGACGCCAGACGACACGCCGUCACUGGACAUCAACCUGGAGGCGCUGGAGACACCGUCGGGCAGUGAGACCGGGACUCUGCCUGACAGCGGCGAGCUGGAGUGGGAUGAUGACCUCUCUCAGAUGGAGAGGGGUGGGGCUGUGGGCGUGGUCAGAAGCCCAGUGGAGCAUUCAGAUAGUUUGAUGGGAUUGGACCAGGUGGACACCAGGGGGCGCCGCUGGAGGAAGUUCUGUAUCUCCGGACAGGAGUACCAGGUCAACAUGAGUGUCCUGGAGCCAUACCUGCAGGUCCUGUCCCACGGAGGUCAGAGGUCAAACACUUCUUACCUGAAACUGACACAUGCACUGCCCACUGCAGGCAGAGAGCAGUAACUACAGGCCAGAUACUGAA
Paralichthys olivaceus (Japanese flounder) is the source of this 847-nucleotide messenger RNA. The record is from RefSeq and is a predicted model, not a curated record. Lineage: Eukaryota; Metazoa; Chordata; Actinopteri; Pleuronectiformes; Paralichthyidae.